CAAUCACAGACAACACAAAAUGCCGCCUAUAUCCGUCCGGCCAGCUUUUGCAAGCAGUGUUCGUGCUCUCACACAAAAUGCCACCCCACGGGUUUCUCAACUGACACCUCGCGUGUCCCAACCCAUCACGCGGCGCUUCAAGUCUGGACCAUACGGAUACACCCAAGCUAAAGCGCUCGUCUACAGCCAAAACGGCGAGCCCUGCGAUGUUCUCUUCCUGCACACGCAUUCGAUCUCCCCCUCCCUGCCCUCCAACGCGCUCCUCCUCCGCAGUCUCGCCGCCCCCAUCAACCCCGCGGACAUAAACCAGAUUCAGGGCGUGUACCCCUCGCGCCCGCCCUUCACGGCGCUCCUCGGAACUGCCGUUCCCUCCGCCAUCGCUGGCAACGAGGCAUGUUUCGAGGUCAUGCGCGUCGGGUCCGCGGUGAAGGAGUUUGCGCCGGGAGACUGGGCGAUUGCGCGCGCGCCGUGUCUUGGGACGUGGGUGACGCAUGUUGAGGCGCAGGAGGAUGCUCUGCUGCGCGUUGAGAAGGAGGGUCUGACGCCUGUGCAGGUCGGGACGGUGGGGGUGAACCCGACCACGGCAUAUAGGAUGUUGAAAGAUUUUGAGAAUGUGGGAGAAGGGGAGUGGUUCAUUCAAAAUGGGGCGAAUAGCGGGGUUGGACGGGCGGCGAUACAGUUGGGGAGGUUGUGGGGGAUGAAGAGCAUUAAUAUUAUCCGUGAGCGCGGAACGGAGGAGGAGACGGAGGCGAUGAGGAACGAGUUGAGAGGGUUGGGGGCCACGCACGUGGUUACAGAAGGGGAGCUGAUGGCGCGUGGCUUUUCAGAGCAGGUCAAGGAGUGGACGGUUGGUGGACGCCAGAAGGUGAAGCUGGGCCUCAAUUGCGUCGGGGGCAAGCCGACAUCGGCGAUGGUGAAGUGCCUGAGUGAUGGUGGGCACCUGGUGACAUAUGGCGGGAUGGCAAAGGCGCCACUGCAGGUGCCAACUGCGGCGCUGAUAUUCAAAGAUGUCAAGUUCAGCGGGUUCUGGGUUAGCCGCUGGAGCGAGAAGAACUUGGAUGAAAAGCGCCGGACGGUGGGGGAGAUUCUGGAGCUUACCCGCGCGGGGAUGUUCGCCGAUGUGCCAGUGCAGAAGGUGCAGUGGGACUGGGACACCAAGGAAAAGACGUUGAAGGAGGCUGUGACGGGGACGCUGCAGGGGUUUAGGAAGGGGAAGGGUGUGUUUGUGUUUGGUGAUACUUGAGGGCUGAUGCAGAGCAAGAUAGACUUGCGCAUUGUAGUGUAAAAACUUUAUGACCAUAAAGCAGAGAGU
This is a messenger RNA of Pseudogymnoascus destructans, 1312 nucleotides long. It is a transcript of the gene ETR1, whose product is annotated as mitochondrial 2-enoyl thioester reductase. The transcript is spliced from 2 exons. Lineage: Eukaryota; Fungi; Ascomycota; Leotiomycetes; Thelebolales; Thelebolaceae. Bases 20 to 1243 code for a protein of 407 amino acids. The record is from RefSeq and is a predicted model, not a curated record. Gene Ontology annotation, biological process: fatty acid metabolic process. Gene Ontology annotation, cellular component: mitochondrion. Gene Ontology annotation, molecular function: trans-2-enoyl-CoA reductase (NADPH) activity.